AUGAUUGAUAUGAUGGUGAUUUGUUGUGUUUUAGAGGAGAAGUUCGCGCUGUUGGUUCCAUCGAUGCAAGCCGCAAUAUGCUUGCUCUACUCGGCUGUCCGUACCGGCUCAGACGAUAUAAUCAUGAGCGCUGAACAUGCGGUUUUCCAUUUGUUACGUUGCGAUCCGAAAUUGCUCUAUGGUUGGUUGCAAUCCGUAGAACGCAUUGUGGAUGGUAUCAGCUGUGGCCACAAUGGUGGCAGUAUUCUUAUGGACGCAGGAGAUAUUUCACCGUUGUUUUUGGAGGCGCCCCCUUCGUCGGGGGACUACAUGAGUCCAGCCACUAGUCCGUAUCCGUCUACCGCAAAAUGUCUACAAAACUGCAUAACGAUGACAUCGAAUUACACCACUCCAGACCAUCAAAGUCAUAAUGAUUCCGGUUUCAACAGUGGUUUCUCGAGUCCGGCAGCGUUUUUUGAGAUGAAGGUUCGUUCGUUCGUGUCAUUAUUUCGAUUUCAACCAAACAGCGUUUUCCUUUCAGCUCUCUGCAGUUAUUCUUAUCGUGUUCAGAUUUUGUGUUCAAUAUGA
Molecule: messenger RNA, 567 nt
Organism: Anisakis simplex (herring worm)
Lineage: Eukaryota; Metazoa; Nematoda; Chromadorea; Rhabditida; Anisakidae
Source: the annotation of a GenBank genome assembly